Phanerochaete carnosa HHB-10118-sp is the source of this 6791-nucleotide messenger RNA. RefSeq lists its product as uncharacterized. Gene Ontology annotation, biological process: protein phosphorylation. The transcript is spliced from 15 exons. Gene Ontology annotation, molecular function: protein kinase activity; ATP binding. The record is from RefSeq and is a predicted model, not a curated record. The coding region runs from base 575 to 5419 and encodes 1614 amino acids. Lineage: Eukaryota; Fungi; Basidiomycota; Agaricomycetes; Polyporales; Phanerochaetaceae.
GGAGAUCAGCGAAGCCAUCAGGAAGCGCAUCCCUCUCGCUGCGAGCCCUGAACCUCUUGCCAUCACCGGCCUCGAGAGGUCCUGGCAUGCGGAGCAACCAAGCGACACGCGCUCCUCAUUUUCAAUCACCCCACUGCAACGUCCUGCGACCCGUAGACAGAGCGGCCUGCGAGACGUCUUCUUCAGGAAGGUCUCACAUAUAUAUACCGCCCUUCACGGUUUCCCCGGCGAUUGCUGACCUCUCGUGGUGGCUCUCCGCAGACCUGCCUGUGCUCGGACGCGACCCCUGUGUCAUCCGCUGGUAUUCUCUGUCUCUCAAGUUCGCAUCUUUUGGCUCCGUGCCGAGCUUUCUCGAUUACCGGCCUCUGAUCUGCUCCGAGAAGAGGCAAGGCCUAGGUGCCAAGGUGGAGAUCUGUUCGUUACCCUAAGACGUGGAGCCCGACGCGUGUCAAUCCACCAAGGAUUCUCCACCGACAUCCGUGAGUAACGUGAGGAAGCCAAAAAGCGGUUGACUGGGCAGCUCCUCGUUGUCUCAAGAUACAACUGUAUACGGACUACGCCUUUCGGCCGAGUCAUGUCAUCAGCUGCGUCUGGCGGUGCAUCUACCGACGAUCCCGUGCCGAAGAAGCAGUCAAAAGGAGACAAGGACAAGGAUGCUGCGAAAACUAAGCCAGUCUCUUCCCCCACCACAAAGCCGUCAUUUCUUCAGACAAUCGCAUCCUUCGGCUCGUCCUCUUCCACCAAUCGCAGCUCGAAGCAGUCUGGUUUGCGCACGUCUUCCCGACCUCAACCAGGCUCCAUUCAGUCCCCCACGGAAGCAAAAAGCAGACAUCCUGCAGCAUCCAACUCCAUGCCGCCGCCUCCCCCGCUGUCCACCUCGCACUCGUCUUCCUCGUCGCCUGGCUCAACCCCAACAUUGCACAAUGCCACUCUACCUCCCGCAUUGCACUCCAAAUCUGAUCCCACCCUGGAGACCGUGUCACCAUUGAGCCCUCGCGUAAGCGUCACACCUCCGCAGCGCGACCACUCUCCCGCUGCCCACGCGACCACCGCGGGCACAAGCGAGAACAUACCAGGUGCGGGGCGCACACACCACCGAGGCCAAUCAACGUCGACCAUUCGCCUCGAUGGGUCCCCGAAAGGCAGCGUGUCCAGCCUGACGGUCGGAGCCCCGCCCAUGACACGCAUCAUCUCGAACCCGCUGCCGCAACCGACGUCGCGUGCCUCGUCACCCGCACGGGGCGCGGGGCGCGGGCGCGCAAUGUCGCUCAGCACGACCGAGAGACCCGCCCCGGGCGGCGGCAGGAACAGGUCGCGCGAGGAGUCGGGGAGCCGCAGCGCACGCAGCCCGCUACACGGCCUCGCAAUGAGCUGGAGCACGUUUCGGAGCACGUCGCAGCCGAACUCGCCUGCGUCCGUACGCCACGCGACCGCAGACACGCUGCCGCCCAACUCCGCCGGCGCCGACCCCGACGCAGAGAAGAAGUUCUGGUGGCACCUCCGUCCGGAGACGCCGCGCCCGUGGUUCGACGACGGCGAGCAGGACGAGCAGGCACACGACGCGAAGGUCGCCGCCGCCGCCUCCAGGGACGCGCAGAGCGUGUUUGCAUACCAAGUCUCGUCCGGCGCGAGCGGUUCCGCGACGCCGCGGGAUCGCGCGAGCCUGUGGCACCGCAAGGGCAGCGUGCCCAGCGAGCAGAGCGAGGGUUGGAUGCGCACGAAACGGCGGAUCGAAGCAGUGACGUCAGCGGUACUGGGCAGUGAGGUCGUGGACAUGGCGCUUGCUGGCGCGCACGAGGCGCUCGAGAUUGGGUCGGAGGUCCUGCAGUUCGCGCCCGUCGUGGGUCUCGCUGAGGCCGCGAGGGUGCUCUUGAACAUCUGGAAUGCUGUGCAGCUUGUAGAGUUCAACAGACUCCAGUGCCUCCGCCUCGCCGAACGCUGCGCAAACAUCUUGUUUGCAAUCAAGCAGGAGAUUGAAGAAGCCGACCGUCUCUCAAACACGGGUUCUCCCAAGGCUGACACGCCGCCAGGUAGCCCAUCCAAACAGCCCAAGCUGAAGUAUUCUCCGCGUAUUGGAGGCAAUGACUCGCCGAAACACAAGGGAGAAGCGCAGUUACCUGAGACAUCUAGUGCGGGUAGUGUGACGCUCGGAUUAGUUGGCAAUCAGCUGAAGGAGCCGCUGAUUCGGCUUAUCGAGGCAUUCUAUCAGGUCCUCGAGUUUCUCAACAGGCAGAACCGUCGGCCGUUCUUGAAGAGGUACCUGAAACGCGACGAGAUCCAGCGGGACCUGUUUAUGUGCGAUACGGCUCUCAAUGACGCGAUGUACAUGUUUGAACUUGGCAUCCAGGUGCGUAUUCUUGAACAAGUCCUGCGAGCGGAAAAGCAGCAACAAGAUCAUACAAACAUGGUUCUCGAUCACAUCAUGCACACCCCGCCUUAUGGAUCUGGCCAGCUACCGCCAUAUCAGUCCCCCCGGUCCUACGCUGCUGCCAUGAACAUUUCUCCCAUUGCUGAUAGCAGAAUGUUCUCGGAGCACGAUGCUCGACAUGCGAGUAGUGGGGAUGGCCUCCUCUUGCAGGGUAUCGACACAUCACAGGCGGGCAAAUCCUUGGAAAGCCUUGGCCUGGACAUUGCCCCGAUCGAUGAUGAGCUAGACCACCAUCCGCUAGAGGCUCCACUCGAGCCCCCGAUACCAAGUCGCCCGCAAAUUCCUACCACAGUACCGACCACAGAGCCCCAGAUACACUCGACGCUCGCCGAGCUCACGAAUUGGCAAAACGUGCACGACAACAUCCGCGACCUCGCGGACCUCCGUCAGAUGCUGCGCCGAGCGCGCGACGACGAUGCCGAGAUGGCGCGGCUACUUCAAGUCAGACCCGAGGAGGCACCAGAGGCAUUGAAGGCGCUGCAGCGCGCCCUCGAGGACGAGAUUGCGCGUGAGGAGCGUCAGCGCUUGACAUCUGUGCAGGAGGGGAGUAGCGGUAUUUCGGGCGAGGAUGCGAGCGUGGGCAGCUUGCAGGGCAUCAUCGAUGGUGUCGUCGGCCGGCGCAACUCCAAGGAGAGCCUUGAGGUCCUCAACGCCAACCUCUCACGCCGGACAGACUUCGUGGACUCGCGCCGAUCGUCCACGAGCCAGGCCUCGACGUCCUCGACCGCCGCGCGCACGUCCAGCGGGGCGCACGACACGCUCGACCGCGAGUUCAUGGAGAGCGUGAAGGAUUCGCUCGUGCGACUGUCGUUCGCGUCCGGGCGGUCUGCCGUCGCGCUCUCGCUUCCGAGCUGGACGAUCACGCGGUACGAGGUCGACCUCGAGAAGCACGUCGGGCACGGCAGCUUCAGCGAGGUCUGGCGCGGGAGAUACCGCGGACGCACCGUCGCCGUCAAGGUCCUCCAGUCGUGGACGCCCAAGGACAUGUUCGUUCGCGAAGUGCACGUGUGGAACGCCCUCCGCCACCCGAAUAUCCUUGAGAUGGUCGGCGCUAGUGCCAUCGAGCCGCCGUCCGUCCCCGGGACACCGAUAUUGCCGUGGUUCAUCGUUAGUCGGUAUUUCCGCCGCGGAAGUAUCGUGAAGUGGUUGCAGCAUUUGUCGACAAGGGAGUGGCAGCGGAUGUUGGAUGAUGCGAUGGGAAAGGGCGUCUUGCGGAUGAUGCAUGAGAUUGUGCUCGGGAUGGAGUAUCUCCACAAGUCGGGAAUUCUGCAUGGAGACCUGAAGUGUGCGAAUGUCCUUGUGAACGACCACAGACACUGCAUCAUCUCAGACUUUGGGCAAAGCGAGAUGAAGUCUGAAAUGCAUCGCUUGAGUGGGCAGAAGACACUCAAGGGCGGUACCUUGCGUUGGCAAGCUCCGGAGCUCAUGGCCGGUCAGAGCAAGCUGACGCAUGAAGUGGACAUUUACGCGUUUGCGGUCUCAUGCUACGAGAUCUUGACGAAAGGCGAGGUCCCGUGGCCAAAUGCUAACGACUCGAGCAUCAGACACUUCAUCCUCAACCAGAAUUUACGGCCCGAAUUGCCACCUCUCAGAUCUUGGAGCAAUCAGCUCACAGACAUCAUUCACCAAUGCUGGGCUUUUGAGCCGUCGGAUCGACCAUGCUUUACUGAUCUUAACGUCAAAAUAGCUGCUCUGCGGAAGCAGUAUGGCUGGAGCGGUGUGGAACAGCUCGAGCACGGAGAGUCCGAAGAGGAGCAGGGUUGGCUGGACUGGAUUGACGAGCUUGACAGGGAGAAGGGGUACAAGAGUCCUCCGCUUGCACCCAACGUGCCUUUGCAUCAUCCGGACAUUAUUGAGGUAGACGAGCCGUCGGAUUCCAGUGGCUCGUAUCGCACCGCGCAUGCCAGCACUCCGGAACGUACUACGACAGAUGCAUCAAGUCGACCCUCGUCAAUGCGGACAUCGAUGUCAGCUCCGCAAGGCGGAGCGCCCUCAGCAGUGCCUGGGCAGGCGGAACCAUCGUCCCAUUCGGUCCCGGGACAUGUGCCCCCAUCUGGCCCACCGACUAUAUACGCGCCGACGCCUUCCAGACAGUCUUCUCAGCCACUUUCGUCCUCGGAUGGCGACUCCGCGCAUCUGCUGGACAUGAUGAACAGUCCGUCGCCAGAACCAGCGGAUCCGCGAGUGGUGGAGAUGAGGAACGAGCGGAGGUAUCGCAUGAUAUUACAGCACGAGUUUCAUCCUUCGCUGUCUCUUCCGCUCUGGUCUCCGUCGCCGGUCAAAGUCGGCGCCGUGGGCUACCACCAGAAGCCCGAGGGCGCGUUCGUGACGCUCUUCGACGCGUUCCGACCACUCGAUACGUCCGGUGGGCGCACGGUCGGGAUGCCCUCGCUCGCUGGGUAUGGCUACGUCACGGUCUCGGAGCAGAAGACCGAGAAGCGCAACCCUGCGCAGCGCGCGUUCGACCACAUCCACGGCAUCGUUUCCCGCAAGGGCGUAAGCCGGCGGUACGCGUCGCCACUGCGCACAGGGCACAAGACCGCGCACCUGUUCGCGGAAUCGACGCUGUACCGGUACGUCGCGGACCCGGACCUUUCGGCGCCGCGGAAGUGGUUCCAUGCGAAUGUCGAGCAGAUCCUUGAGAUCUAUGGGACAGAGCAUGCCCUACAGAAGGAGGAUCUCAUGCUAGUGAUUGGGACCUUGGAUGCGGCAGACUACGCCCUCUUCGUCAGCCACAACCACCCCGACGGCGAGGUCGACCUCGAAGUCUUCGCCAAGGCCAUUCCAGGCGAGGCAUGGGGCAAGUUCACGACGACGACGGAUCUGUCUGCCUCGAUUGGCCCUCAAUACAGCCUCUCAGGUGAAAAUACACCUCGUGUGGACUCCGGAAGCAAAGUAUCGUUAGUGAAGAAACCGGGAGAGCCCUGGGACACGGUGCUGCUCGCGAAGCUUCGAUUCCCUACGGACAAGGAGGAGCCGACGUCACUUUAAGCGGCACGAGGCUUAAGGUACACGAGAAGAAGAAAAGCUGGGUGUGGGCAUGGACUCUUUAAGAGAUUAUUACUGUCACCAUUGUACUUUAACUCAUGUAUCAAUGCAAUUAAGUUAUACAGAACGGUAUUCUAAAGCGGCGGGGGUGCUCAGCCGAUUGUGGUCAUGCAAGAUAGUCGAGACGAGGUGCUGGCUGCCUCUUUUUAGGCCACGCAUACUGUGCAACCAGCCCAAGCUGGCGGUUGAAGAUCUCCAUAGCCUCUGUUGCCGCCUCUACAGAGUCAAACGUCACAAAGACGUCGUGUCUUUCCAUGUUGCCGCCGCGCGGAUGGCUCAUGUAGACGUCCUUUACACGUGAUGCAUACUCGGCGACGUAGGAUAAUAGCGUCACUUGGUCCCCGGCGAAGCCCAUGAUAUGCAGCUGCCGACUGGGAUCUCGGACUGACGAGGGUCUGCUGGUGCUGUACCGUAGUUGGAGCGCGAGACCUCGGUAACGGAAGCGUCGAUUUCGAUGAGCGUUUAUCGCAUCCGUCGCUUCCUCUUCUGAAGUGUACCGGACGAUGCAUGUCGGCAGGCCUUUUCGGUUGAGGAUGAUGUUCUCCACUUCGCCAUGCUUCUCAAACAGCAUCUUCAACUCCUCCAGGUCCGGGCGCGUAGACAUGUCCAGACCAGACACCCACAACAUCCGGCUUGGCUCACCGACUUCAACGAUGUCGACCGCGUAGUUGAUGGCCAGCGGCACGUCGUCUAUUCGGAACGGGUACGACUUGUGGUUGUAGACGACGCUCCGCGCGGAAGCAAGCCUCGCAAACUCGACGUAGCAUACCGACCGCCCAUGCAAGUCUGUCGAAGUAAGUCCGACGCGCCGCGCGGAAGCAGAAAUGAACUCACUCAGCUGCAGGAUCUCCCCGUACGAAUCAAGCAUCCGCUUGAUGUCGGCCACAGUGGUCGUGUUCUGGUCGAAGCCGCGCACGAUAAUCGUCCUCCGCUCUUCCCUGCGUCGCUGGAAGGUGACCCAGUCGGCGCUACGUUCCUGCUCGAGCCUAUCCAUCUCGUCGAGGUCGUCGUCAUCGCCAUACCUUGACCCGUGCUCCCUGUCUAGGCCAAAGCGCGGCGGGCUCCAUAGCACCUGUGUCGCCGUUGAAUAACGGGAUGCAGCAUCGAAAGAGCGACGGAACCUAAGAAUAUGGGACAUCCCGGGGCGCGAGAGGCUUGAAGGCGCUUGACUGAGUGCUGUGAAUCGUCGCACAGCGCUGGCGGAGCAGAAGCGAGACAUGCGUCGCAACCCCGGGAGCGAGAAGAUACCGAAAGACGAAGCGAAAUGUGAAAGUGGCAGCUAGCUUCAGGGCGGCGAAGGACAAAGGACGGGAAU